Messenger RNA from Plasmodium malariae, 1230 nucleotides. It is a transcript of the gene NMT, whose product is annotated as glycylpeptide N-tetradecanoyltransferase, putative. The transcript is spliced from 4 exons. The coding region runs from base 1 to 1230 and encodes 409 amino acids. The record is from RefSeq and is a predicted model, not a curated record. Gene Ontology annotation, molecular function: glycylpeptide N-tetradecanoyltransferase activity. NCBI's taxonomy places the organism in Eukaryota, Apicomplexa, Aconoidasida, Haemosporida, Plasmodiidae. Gene Ontology annotation, cellular component: cytoplasm. Gene Ontology annotation, biological process: N-terminal peptidyl-glycine N-myristoylation.
AUGAACGAUGAUAAUAAAGAAUUUGCUGGAAGAGAUAUAUAUCAAUUGAUCAAGAAUGCAAAAGAUAAAAUAAAAAUCGACUACAAGUUUUGGUGCACCCAACCUGUUCCCAAAAUAAAUGAAGAGUUUAACGAAUCCGUUAAUGAGCCAUUCGUAAAUAGUAAGGUGGAAGAUGUUCGAAAAGAAGAGUACAAGUUACCUACGGGGUACUCAUGGUAUGUGUGUGAUGUAAAGAAUGAAAAAGACCGUAGUGAUAUUUAUACAUUAUUAACUGAUAAUUAUGUAGAAGAUGAUGAUAAUGUGUUUAGAUUUAAUUAUUCUUCUGAAUUUUUAUUAUGGGCUUUAACAUCGCCUAACUAUUUAAAAACUUGGCAUAUAGGAGUAAAAUAUGAUGGCACAAAUAAAUUAAUAGGUUUUAUAAGUGCAAUUCCAACAGAUAUAUGUAUUAACUCAAAAAUUGUAAAAAUGGCUGAAGUGAAUUUUUUAUGUGUUCAUAAAAGUUUAAGGUCGAAAAGAUUAGCACCAGUUUUAAUUAAAGAAAUAACAAGAAGAAUUAAUUUAGAAAAUAUUUGGCAAGCUAUUUAUACGGCAGGUGUUUAUUUACCUAAGCCUAUAAGUGAUGCUAGAUAUUAUCAUAGAUCAAUAAAUGUAAAAAAAUUAAUUGAAAUAGGUUUUUCUUCUUUAAAUCCUAGAUUAACUAUGAGUAGAGCUAUCAAAUUAUAUAGGGUAGAUGAUAUAUUAAAUUUAAAGAAUAUGAGAUUAAUGAAAAAAAAAGAUGUUGAAGGAUUACAGAAACUGUUAAGUAGUUAUUUAGAACAGUUUAAUAUAUAUGCAGUAUUUACCAAAGAAGAAGUUGCUCAUUGGUUUUUACCAAUUGAUAAGGUUAUAUAUACAUAUGUUAAUGAGGAAGGUGGAGAAAUUAAAGAUGUUAUAUCCUUUUAUUCAUUACCAUCACAAGUGUUGGGAAAUGAAAAAUAUAAUAUAUUAAAUGCUGCUUACUCUUUUUACAAUAUUAGUACUACAACUACAUUUAAAAAUUUAAUGCAAGAUGCAAUCGUUUUAGCAAAAAAAAAUAAUUUUGAUGUUUUUAAUGCACUAGAAGUUAUGCAUAAUAAAUCUGUAUUUGAGGACUUGAAAUUUGGAGAAGGGGAUGGUACUUUAAAAUAUUAUCUCUACAACUGGAAAUGUGCGGCUUUUAGUCCCUCCAACGUUGGCAUUGUUCUGCUGUGA